AUGACUCGCAAGCUCUUUGUUGGUGGAAACUUCAAGAUGAACGGCGACCUCGCCACCUUGACCAAGCUCGUUCACCAGUUCAACGAGGCCGACGUUGAUGUUGAGAGUGCCGAGGUCGUCAUCGCUCCUCCCGCGCUCUACCUUCUCCCCCUCAAGGAGCUCGCCCGCAAGGGUAUCUCGGUCGCCGCGCAGAACGCCCACCAGCUCCCCGCCGGCGCCUACACCGGUGAGAUCUCGCUCCAGCAGCUCAAGGACAUCGGCUUGAACUGGGUCAUUCUCGGACACUCGGAGCGCCGCACCAUCUUCCACGAGUCGGACGAGCUCGUCGCCGAGAAGACCGCCGCCGCGAUCAAGACCGGCGUCUCGGUCAUCUUCUGCAUUGGCGAGACGCUCGAGGAGCGCGAGGGCAACAAGACCGAGGAGGUCGUCACCCGCCAGACCGACGCCCUUGCAAAGGUCAUCUCCGAGGAGGACUGGAAGCACAUCGUCGUUGCUUACGAGCCUGUUUGGGCUAUCGGUACCGGCAAGGUCGCGACUCCUCAGCAGGCUCAGGACACCCACAAGGUCAUCCGCGACUUCAUCGCCAAGCGUGUCUCGCAGAAGGUCGCCGACGACACCCGCAUCAUCUACGGUGGAUCGGUUAGCGGCAAGAACUCGAAGGAGCUCUGCUUCCAGCCCGACAUCGACGGCGCGCUCGUCGGUGGCGCAAGUCUUACUCCUCAGUUCAUCGACGUCAUUCGCUCGGCGGAAGAAGCGUUCGGACACAAGGCUGCUAGGCUGUGA
Rhodotorula toruloides NP11 is the source of this 783-nucleotide messenger RNA. RefSeq names its product triosephosphate isomerase (TIM). The record is from RefSeq and is a predicted model, not a curated record. The coding region runs from base 1 to 783 and encodes 260 amino acids. Gene Ontology annotation, biological process: glycolytic process; gluconeogenesis; glyceraldehyde-3-phosphate biosynthetic process. Lineage: Eukaryota; Fungi; Basidiomycota; Microbotryomycetes; Sporidiobolales; Sporidiobolaceae. The transcript has 10 exons. Gene Ontology annotation, molecular function: triose-phosphate isomerase activity. Gene Ontology annotation, cellular component: cytosol.